Molecule: messenger RNA, 1973 nt
Organism: Brachypodium distachyon (stiff brome)
Lineage: Eukaryota; Viridiplantae; Streptophyta; Magnoliopsida; Poales; Poaceae
Exons: 11
Coding region: 164-1828 (554 amino acids)
Source: RefSeq, a predicted model, not a curated record
CCACAACGGCAAGCCAAGCCAGGAAUCUCGAUUCUCGAAACCCUCGCGAACGCGAACGACCUCGAAGGCUCGAAACCAGGCGGCGCGCCGAGCAUCCCGCGCCCCGUCUCGUCGUCGCAGCCUCCGGCCAACUUCGACGAGCCUAACGCUCGACGCCGUCUCCAUGGCCACCGGCGAGCAGCAUACCACAGCGCAGAUCUCUUCCUCCUCCUCCAAUUCUUCCGGGAGGCCCGUUACUCCGUUCUGGAAAGAGAAGUACGAGCGGGACGCGCGGAGGUACUGGGACAUCUUCUACAAGCGCCACGAGGACAAGUUCUUCAAGGAUCGACACUACUUGGAUAAAGAAUGGGGGAAAUACUUCGAAGUCCAAGAUGGGGCUAAUAUGGUGGUUUUGGAGGUUGGUUGCGGAGCUGGAAAUACAAUAUUUCCAUUGCUGUCUACAUAUCCAGAUAUAUUUGUUCACGCCUGUGAUUUUUCUUCACGAGCUGUUGACUUAGUCAAGAAACACAAGGACUUUAGACCUGACCGGGUUAAUGCAUUUGCAUGUGAUAUUACAUCAGAGCAACUGACAGAGGGCAUGGAGCCUUCCUCUGUUGACAUUGUGACAAUGAUCUUUAUGCUCUCUGCAGUUGCACCAGAUAAAAUGCCUUUAGUACUGCAGAAUGUUAAAAAUGUCCUAAAACAUGGUGGUCGCGUGCUCUUUCGGGACUAUGCCUUUGGUGACCUUGCUCAGGAAAGACUUAUGUCCAAAGGCCAGCAAAUAAGUGAGAACUUUUAUGUCAGAGGUGAUGGCACGCGUGCAUACUACUUUUCAAAUGAAUACCUGGUGGAUUUGUUCUCGGAAUGUGGAUUUGCUCUUGAGGAAAUUUGUGUACACAACAAAAAGGUUGAGAACCGUUCACUAGACUUGGUGAUGAACAGGAAUUGGAUCCAAGCUACCUUUACUCUCAACCCAGCUGGUCCUGUUGAUACAAAUAAUCAACAUAACCACCAGAGCUGUGAAGGAAAGGAGGAUAAACUAGCUGGUGCCAUGUCUCAGAAGAAGAGCCCUAAUGAAGAAAUCGACCUUUCUGUGGAUUUUAGCAAUAUGUUUGGAGCAUCACACUAUCUUGAUGAGGCACAAACCAUUACGAUUAAAGCAAAGGGUCACAACUUCAAAAUUAAAAUGCUCACGAAAGAAUACCAGCACACAUGCAAAUCAACUGGUCUAAUGCUCUGGGAAUCAGCUCAAUUCAUGUGCAGUCUUCUAGCGGAAAAUCCCUCCAUAGUUGCCGGCAAAAGUGUGCUGGAGAUAGGCUGUGGCUCAGCUGGCAUCUGCUCAAUGGUUGCUGCCAGUUUUGCUCGGUUUGUUGUUGCUACUGAUGGGGAUGCAGAAUCGCUUGAUCUUCUUAGACAGAAUACUUCCUCAAAUUUGGAGGUUGAUUUGCGUAACAGAAUUUUGAUUAGGAAGCUAUUUUGGGGCGAUGAAGAUGAUAUGAAGGAAGUCAGAGAGCUUUCUGGUGAUCGUGGAGGUUUUGAUUGUAUAAUAGGCACUGACGUCACCUACAAUCCUGAUGCUAUACUUCCUCUCUUCAGAACUGCUAGGAAACUGAUCUCUGACAAGAGCAAUGGUGAUUCAGAGGCAGCCCUGAUUCUGUGCUACAUUCAGCGCCGUGUUGAUGAGGAUUCUAUCCUUUCUAUUGCAACAGCCCAGGGCUUCAGACUUGUAGACAAAUGGAUAAAUGGAGUUCAGGAGAGUAAUGGUAUCAUUAGCUCUUGGUUCUGUGGUAAUGAUGUAUGCAGUGCUUUCCGGAAUAUAACACUUUCCAUUUUGUAUUUUGAAGUGUGAAACACUGGUGCCUGAAUUUUAUGGUUACCAUACUUGCAGAUUUUAUUUUAUUUUUCCCUUGCUACUGUACUAAAGGAAUGUUGUUGUAUGUCACAACUGUACUGAUAGAAUUAUAUUUAAUUUUGCCUCCUAAUUGUUUGAAAGA